ACACACCUACAUCCCGAAUGAGCCAGAUUUUCUGCGCCUCCCAAAAGAGACAGAGAUUGUAACUCCAUCUCUGUGUCCCGAACUGAGGAGAUAAACGUAGUGAGGACACUCCCUUCUUCCGAAGUGGAAAGGAGGCCCCGGUGGCCUAACAGGAAAAGGGGACUACAGUCAGGACACAUCUAUGGGGAGGAAGCUGUAGUCGUUACACUCCUCUGAGUCUAGGAAGGAAGUCAAAACUGGUCGCCUUCGUGGCCUGAAGGUGGAGGGGGUUGCAGGGAAAUGCUUCCCAGGCUCAGCGCUGGGCGGGGCUUACCCUCGAGGGUGUCGGCGAUUUGAGAAGCCGGCCUCUGUAGCGAGAAAAGUGGGGUCUAAAAGUUGGUUUUAAUUGGUUGCCCACAGGAUUGACUUGGCCUCUACUUCUUGUUAAGAAAAUACAUCUCUUGUUUUAUCAGGUGUGUGUGGUUUCAGCGCAGCAUGGCUGUGGUCAUCCGUUUGCAAGGUCUCCCAAUUGUGGCGGGGACCAUGGACAUUCGCCACUUCUUCUCUGGAUUGACCAUCCCUGAUGGGGGCGUGCAUAUUGUAGGGGGUGAACUGGGUGAGGCUUUCAUCGUUUUUGCCACUGAUGAAGAUGCAAGGCUUGGUAUGAUGCGCACAGGUGGUACAAUUAAAGGGUCAAAAGUAACACUUUUGUUGAGUAGUAAAACGGAAAUGCAGAAUAUGAUUGAACUGAGUCGUAGGCGUUUUGAAACUGCCAACUUAGAUAUACCACCAGCAAAUGCUAGUAGAUCAGGACCGCCACCUAGCUCAGGAAUGGGUGGCAGGGUAAACUUGCCUACAACAGUACCUAACUUUAAUAAUCCUUCACCCAGUGUAGUUACUGCUGCUACAUCGGUUCAUGAAAGCAACAAAAACAUACAGACAUUUUCCACAGCCAGCAUAGGAACGGCUCCUCCAAAUAUGGGGGCUUCUUUUGGGAGCCCAACGUUUAGCUCAACCAUUCCAAGCACAGCGUCUCCAAUGAACACAGUCCCACCACCACCAAUUCCUCCAAUCCCAGCGAUGCCAUCUUUGCCACCAAUGCCGUCCAUUCCCCCAAUACCAGUCCCUCCUCCGGUACCUACAUUGCCUCCUGUGCCUCCUGUGCCCCCAAUCCCCCCAGUCCCUUCUGUGCCACCCAUGACCCCACUGCCACCCAUGUCAGGCAUGCCACCCUUGAACCCACCACCUGUGGCCCCUCUACCUGCUGGAAUGAAUGGCUCUGGAGCACCUAUGAAUCUGAACAAUAACCUGAACCCUGUGUUUCUGGGUCCAUUGAAUCCUGUUAACCCUAUCCAGAUGAACUCUCAAAGCAGUGUGAAACCACUUCCCAUCAACCCCGAUGAUCUGUAUGUCAGUGUACAUGGUAUGCCCUUUUCUGCAAUGGAAAAUGAUGUCAGAGAUUUUUUCCAUGGGCUCCGUGUUGAUGCAGUGCAUUUGUUGAAAGAUCAUGUAGGUCGAAAUAAUGGGAACGGAUUGGUUAAAUUUCUCUCCCCUCAAGAUACAUUUGAAGCUUUGAAAAGAAACAGAAUGCUGAUGAUUCAACGCUAUGUGGAAGUUAGUCCUGCCACAGAGAGACAGUGGGUAGCUGCUGGAGGCCAUAUCACUUUUAAGCAAAGUAUAGGACCUUCUGGACAAACCCAUCCCCCACCUCAGACACUUCCCAGGUCAAAAUCGCCCAGUGGGCAGAAAAGGUCGAGGUCAAGAUCACCACAUGAGGCUGGUUUUUGUGUUUACUUGAAAGGGCUACCAUUUGAAGCAGAAAACAAACAUGUCAUUGAUUUUUUUAAAAAGUUGGAUAUUGUGGAAGAUAGUAUUUAUAUCGCUUAUGGACCCAAUGGGAAAGCAACUGGUGAAGGCUUCGUAGAAUUCAGAAAUGAGGCUGACUAUAAGGCUGCUCUGUGUCGUCAUAAACAAUACAUGGGCAAUCGCUUUAUUCAAGUUCAUCCAAUUACUAAGAAAGGCAUGCUAGAAAAGAUAGAUAUGAUUCGUAAAAGACUGCAGAACUUCAGCUAUGACCAGAGGGAAAUGAUGUUAAAUCCGGAGGGGGAUGUCAGCUCUGCCAAAGUCUGUGCUCACAUAACAAAUAUUCCAUUCAGCAUUACCAAGAUGGAUGUUCUUCAGUUCCUAGAAGGAAUCCCAGUGGAUGAAAAUGCUGUACAUGUUCUUGUUGAUAACAAUGGGCAAGGUCUAGGACAGGCAUUGGUUCAGUUUAAAAAUGAAGAUGAUGCACGUAAGUCUGAACGCUUACACCGUAAAAAACUUAACGGGAGAGAAGCUUUUGUUCAUGUAGUUACUCUAGAAGAUAUGAGAGAAAUUGAGAAAAAUCCCCCUGCCCAAGGAAAAAAAGGGUUAAAGAUACCUGUGCCAGGUAAUCCUGCAGUUCCAGGAGUGCCCAGUGUGGGAAUGCCCAGUGCGGGAAUGCCCAAUGCGGGAAUGCCCAAUGCGGGAAUGCCCAGUACAGGAAUGCCCGGUACAGGAAUGCCCGGUGCGGGAAUGCCUGGUACAGGAAUGCCCGGUGCCGGAAUGCCUGGUGCCGGAAUGCCCGGUGCCGGAAUGCCUGGUGCGGGAAUGCCCGGUGGAGGAAUGCCUGGUGCAGGAGGUGAAGAACAUGCCUUCCUGACUGUAGGAUCUAAGGAGGCCAACAAUGGGCCUCCAUUUAACUUUCCUGGUAAUUUUGGCGGGUCGAAUGCCUUUGGGCCACCACUCCCUCCUCCAGGAUUAGGAGGGGCCUUUGGUGAUGCUAGGCCUGGUAUGCCUUCAGUUGGAAAUAGUGGUUUGCCUGGUCUAGGACUGGAUGUUCCAGGUUUUGGAGGUGGACCAAAUAAUUUAAGUGGGCCAGGAUUUGCAGGAGGCCCUCAGAAUUUUGGAAAUGGCCCUGGUAGUUUAGGUGGCCCCCCAGGUUUUGGAAGUGGCCCUCCUGGUCUUGGAAGUGCACCUGGGCAUUUGAGUGGGCCGCCAGCCUUUGGGCCUGGCCCUGGGCCUGGGCCUGGCCCAAUUCACAUUGGUGGACCCCCUGGCUUUGGAUCUAGUUCUGGAAAACCAGGACCAACAGUAAUUAAAGUGCAGAAUAUGCCCUUUACUGUGUCUAUUGAUGAGAUUUUAGAUUUCUUUUAUGGCUAUCAAGUGAUCCCAGGCUCAGUGUGUUUAAAAUACAAUGAAAAAGGUAUGCCCACAGGCGAAGCCAUGGUGGCCUUUGAAUCUCGGGAUGAAGCCACAGCUGCUGUCAUUGACUUAAAUGACAGACCUAUAGGCUCAAGGAAAGUAAAACUUGUCUUAGGGUAGCUGUUCACAUCAAUUCUUUAUAGGGUAGAUCUUCAUAGUGCUGUGAUUAAUGCAUCCAGAUUGUUUUCCUAGUAUUUCCAGGUUAGAACCUGUGGAUUGUUUCAAUUGCAUAUAGAUUGGUUUCUAUAACAUAGAGCAUUGGUUGACUGUUUACAGAAGAUUCACUACCAGUAUAAAUAUUGCUGUAUGUUACAGUAAAGCUAUCUGGAGAGAACACAAAAAUGAUUUUGGCAUACCAUUAGAGAAACCAUUUGUAAAACACAAAUGACCAUAUAAAGCUUAUCAAGGAGUCUCUAGAUUGGUUUUGUUUUAUAUCAUAUGAGAUGAAGAAAAUAGAAAUGUCAAUAGAGCUCAUUAAGGGUGCUCUUGCCAGCUGCUGAAAAAUAGAAGUUGGCUACUCUUGGAAUUUGGUUUAAAGCUGGACAGAUUUGCUUUGUUAUAGGGUCAAAGCUUUGUCUAAAGUCCUCAUUUUCUUUUAAAAUUGAAUAAAAUCUCUGUAUACAGAUUCACUGUAUGUACCUUUAUUGCUUCUUGAGGGUUCUUGCUGUAUAGACAGUCCUGCUUCUGAAGUUGCUGCUUUUUUGUUUGCCUAAUUGACUCAUUUGUAAAUGAGCAGAACUGUUCUUGUUGUUGUUGUUUUAAUAUAAAACUCCACACUUGGUUUGUGCUAUAACCUUGAACUUUGAUUUCUAAUGUCACACUUAAAACUGUGUGAAAUAAGUACUUUUGCCACAAAAAUAAAAUAUGGAGUCCUCUACCUACCAGAGCCUUUUUGGUUUGACCGCCACGUUUUAGUUUAGUCAGUUUAAAAAUUGUUCAUGUUGUUUGGAUGGCAUCAAAAACCCGAAACCACUUGUAAUAAUCAUUGCUUAAGAUGCUGGAUUUGAAGUCCUCUCCAUGAUGGACUGAUAUUCUGGCAAUUUUGUUCUGUCCCAAAUUUGUGUGAAAUUUUGGCCUGUAACUAAACAAAGAGGGUCCAUUUAUAAGAAAGAGCAUUAUUAUAUCUAGUUUUGUUUUUUUUUUAACUGAAGUUGAAAUUGUUAGCUUUGUUAGCAAUAGUGUUAUAGAAUAAAAGAUCCAUAAGCGGUUCCAUAGAUGUGCAUUUAAUCCUGUUACUUUGGGGGCUUUUUGGUCUAGUUGUUUGAUCAGGAGCCUAUUUAUAAAAAUUCUUCAUAAGGAGUACAAGUGCAGCUGCCAGAGGGGAGAGAAUUGAGACUCUUUGCCCUUUUCAUACUCUUUUCUUUGGCAUUCAGGACACUAAGGCAGGAGGACCACAUGGGUUCUGGUUGGUAAGUGUCCUUGUCAUGAAAACAUUUGCCUUACAACAUCCUGCUCACUGAUACAAAAGGCUCUACUUAUGGUUACUUUCCUUCUUAGUUAAAAUGUUCUAAAGAUGUGUCACAUUAUAUUAUAAACAUAUGGAAUGGGAGAUUGGUGAGAUAUCAUGAAAAACAAAUUUUGUCUUACUUGGGCCUCUGUCUUGCUUUGAAACAUUCCCAACAUUUCCUGCAAAUCAAUGUACUUACAAAGGGGUCAGCCUUUUAAAAGAAGUAUUUCCUGUUUAAAAAAAAAAAAUAGUGCCUUUUUGGUGUUGCAAGUCAGUGGAACACUGAAAUACAGAGUCUCGUAUAAUUUAGAGUUAAGAGUGGUAACAGUUUCAUUUGUGUGAUAAGAUUUGGAGAGACUUUUCAUCACUACAAUCUUAGAGGAUUGACAGUACAGGAUUUUUUGUUUAGGGAGAGGAUUAUUUAGACUUUCAAAGAAGACAUGGCUGUGUUGUGGGUCUUUUGACAAUUCAUGAAUGCAUAUCCGCUUUGACAGAUCACUAGAUAUUGCCUCCUCAACUAAAAAAGCAAUAUGAUGUUUACAUAUGCUGUUCAAUUUAAGUUUUCUAUUAAGUAAUCAUUUCUCAUUCCAAAGACCAAGUGCAGAAAACUUCAGCGCUGCUUGGGAGUCUUAUUUCAACUGCAGUUUAUUUUCCCCAUUGGAGAGCUGACUAUUUUCAUUUUAGAAAAAUGGGUUGUUUGAAGAUGAAAGCCUUUUAUCUUUUUUCCACAGUUUAUUUUGGUUAUAUGUUCGUACAAUCUUAUUAAAUAUUUCAUAUACUUUAUUGCAACUACUUUGUUAUUUCUACAUCUUAGAUAAAUGCUGAAAAGGAAAACUUGAUUUCAUUGUUCAUCAAAUUAAAUAAAUUAAGAAAAUAGUGGUUUGUGUAGAAAUUGGAGAGAACUGUGUUUCAUAUUUGGUUGAGUCACAACAGUGCUUCUCGUUGUGAAAUGUAAUUAAAUGCUUUGCCCUCUGGAACUUGA
This is a messenger RNA of Felis catus (domestic cat), 5630 nucleotides long. It is a transcript of the gene CPNE1, whose product is annotated as copine 1. Gene Ontology annotation, cellular component: nucleoplasm; ribonucleoprotein complex; plasma membrane. Gene Ontology annotation, biological process: positive regulation of tumor necrosis factor-mediated signaling pathway; cellular response to calcium ion; regulation of canonical NF-kappaB signal transduction. The record is from RefSeq and is a predicted model, not a curated record. Bases 475 to 3321 code for a protein of 948 amino acids. The transcript has 3 exons. NCBI's taxonomy places the organism in Eukaryota, Metazoa, Chordata, Mammalia, Carnivora, Felidae. Gene Ontology annotation, molecular function: calcium-dependent phospholipid binding; RNA binding.